Molecule: messenger RNA, 717 nt
Organism: Cryptomeria japonica (Japanese cedar)
Lineage: Eukaryota; Viridiplantae; Streptophyta; Pinopsida; Cupressales; Cupressaceae
Product: cytochrome P450 750A1-like
Exons: 2
Coding region: 1-717 (238 amino acids)
Molecular function (GO): oxidoreductase activity, acting on paired donors, with incorporation or reduction of molecular oxygen; heme binding; iron ion binding
Source: RefSeq, a predicted model, not a curated record
AUGGCAUGGCUCAAUUUCCCUGCAGUGGAGCUGGGUUUUUCGCUCAUCUUCCUCUGGAUAAUAUACAGAUUUCUGACAGCAAGCAAGAGAAACAAAGGAAAGUUGGGAUUGCCACCAGGGCCACGGCCAUGGCCACUGCUCGGAAAAAAGUACGGACCCAUCAUGUUUCUACGCCUGGGCUCGGUACCCACGGUUGUGGCCUCUUCUCCUGCCAUGGCCAAAGAGUUUCUUAAAACCCAUGAUUUGAUCUUCGCCAGCAGACAAGCUACAUCGGGGACCAAGUACCUGGGCUACGAGCGCAGAGACGUGGCGCUGGCCCCCUAUGGAGAGUACUGGCGGCAGAUGAGAAAGUUGUGCACAAUGGAAUUACUGACGACCAAGAGAACGGAGGCAUUCAGGUGGGUAAGAGAACAAGAGGCGACAGCCAUGGUGAGAUCUGUGUGGGAAGGAAGUGAGAAGGGCAUGCGUUCCGUCCAACUGCGGAAUCUCAUCUCCACCCUCUCACUCAACACUGUCUGCAGAAUGUUUGCAGACAGAAGAUACUCCGAACUGAGCGGAGGCGAAUCGUUUUUAGAGAUAAUGACUGAAAUUAUGCAUCUGUUGGGAGUAAUUAUUGUGGGGGACUACAUUCCCUCUCUUUCCUUUCUUGAUUUGCAAGGCUACCGCCGCCGUAUGAAGGCCGUUCAUAAAGCAUACGAUGGUUUGCCGAGAAGCUGA